Messenger RNA from Cuscuta campestris, 2108 nucleotides. The record is from the annotation of a GenBank genome assembly. NCBI's taxonomy places the organism in Eukaryota, Viridiplantae, Streptophyta, Magnoliopsida, Solanales, Convolvulaceae.
UUCCGCCACUUCGACCAUCUAAUUUCUUGCCUACGUCUUCAUCUCUUUCUCUCAUAUUCUUCUAUCUCUGCGUCUCCAUCUCUUUGUCUUCGAUUUCCUUAUACGCCGAUUCUUCUUGUCGGUGCAUAAAUGGCCUUAUGUGCUAUUGAUAUUUUUAGUCAAUGGAUUGUUUGGAUGAUUAUACGUUUUGUUUUGAUUUAAUAUAUUUUUUUCCAUUUUCCAUUAAGAUCUGGAACAUCUUCAAACGCGCCAUCGGUGUGAGGUCAACAAACUGGGCAAAGGAAAUUGAACAGAGGUAGAUGGCAAGGAAGAAGAGGGUGUAGUAUAUUCAGAACUUAAUGGUUGAUGAACAACACUGCUUGUAUGAUAUAUUCUAGCAUUUUUCUUUGUUGAAUAGAGAUAGACCAUAGAUGAUAAUGUAAAGCUUAUUAUAUAGGGAAGUGCAUUGGACCAGAGCCUUGAAUACAUUGAAUGUAUACAAUCCAGCUGUAUGAGGUUGUGUUACUAUGUUAUUGGGCAGGAGGUGUUUGGACAGUAGCAGUCCAUUUUGGGAGGGAAACAACAUAAUCUAUUUUAUUUUCUUUUUAUAUAUAGUAGGAUAUCCCUAUAUAUAUAUAUAUAUAAGACCCCUUCUCCUCUGUUCUAAAUAAAAAGAAGAAAUCAUUGCAUUACAAGUUCACAACCUCGUAUCUAGUCCCGGAUAAAAUGGAACUCCACUCCCUGCAAUCAAAAAACAUAUUCCCCCCACUAUGCCUACUUAUCAUUCUAUCAGCUUCAUCCUUCAUUGCCCACUCUAUCGUUCCCCCAAAAUCACAAUUCAAGUAUGUUAACGAAGGAGAAUUCGGUUUCUACAGCACCGAGUACGGCCCAGAUUACCGUCCCCUGGACAUCUUCACAUCCCCAUUCCAACUCAUGUUCUACAACACCACCCCCAAUGCCUACACCCUCGCUUUACUCCUCGGCACCCGGAGGUCCGAGUCCACAAGGCGAUGGGUUUGGGAAGCCAACCGCGGCAAACCCGUCCGCGAGAACGCCACCCUCGCCUUGGGACCGGACGGAAACCUCGUCUUAGCCGAGGCCGACGGCGAUGUUGUCUGGCAAACCGACACCGCCAGCAAAGGCGUUGUCGGGUUCCGGCUGUUGCCCGAUGGUAACAUGGUUCUUCAUGACUCCAGGGGCAACUUCGUCUGGCAAAUCUUUGAUUCCCCGACCGAUACCCUCUUGGUCGGUCAGUCUCUUCGCGUUGGCGGCGUUUCCAAGCUCGUUAGCCGAGCCUCCGUCACGGAGAACGUAAAUGGUCCGUAUAGCUUCGUCAUGGAGCCCCGAGGAGUGGCUUUGUACUAUAAGAGUCCCAAUUCGCCUAAACCGUAUCGGUACUACUCGUGGGAGGAACGCCGAAGCGAGCCUCUGCGAAACGCGACGCUAACGCGAAACCUAGAUGCCUACGACGAAUCGGCUAGUGAGGUGAAUUUGGAACUGUCUUAUGGAGGUUGGGCGGUUUCGGCGAGGCCAAAGCUCAAUGCGACGUACUCGUAUCUAAGACUUGGAAUCGACGGGAACCUUAAGAUGUUCUCUUACAACAACAAGGUUGACUACAAGGCGUUCGACGAGAUCUAUGCUCACUUCGCCAGGGAUGGUUUCCCGGGGAGCGAGUGCGACUUGCCACAGAGAUGUGGCAAGUUUGGAGUUUGUGAGGACAGCCAAUGCGUCGCGUGCCCGUUGCCGAGCGGGCUGAUGGGUUGGAGCAAGAAAUGCGAGCCAGUGACGCUGCCCGCUUGCGGUUCGAGCAAGUUCUAUUACUAUAAAUUGGAAGGGGUUGAUCAUUCCUCAAGUAAGUAUGAUGAAAGUGUGAAAAUGAAAGAGGUGGACUGUGGGAAGAAAUGCUCAAGUGAUUGCAAGUGCAGUGGUUAUUUUUACAACAAGGAGACAUCAAAGUGUUCCAUAGCUUAUGAUCUUCUGACAGUGGCUAAGGUUGAAAACUCCACACAUGUGGGCUACAUUAAAGCACCCAAGCUCUAAUAGCUAUUAGCUAGCUAGGACAUCUUUAAUUAUCUUGAAGUGUUCUACAAUAAAGUGCUGGAGAUACAUAAUAAAGUUGCAAUUCUCCC